CAUGGAACGAUACUAUCAUAAGCCUUCGCUCGAGUUAUGUUACACUUAGGCAUGAUGCGGAUCUCAUCGUGGAGUCCUAUAGUCCUUAUAGGUUUAGCAGACAAUUUGGUUUUUGUCAAGACAUCCCUGGAGACCUCAUGGAGCGACCAUACGAUGGCACAUUGCUAACACUAGCACAACUUUGGAAUUCUUCAAUUCGCCUUGGAACCUCUUCAAAAGUCAUAAUUCCGGUGCGCCCAUCAGAAGGUAGUUCGCCUUUAAUGACUCGUGAGUACAUGGAAUGGUGGCUAGCCAAUCGGACAAAUCCAUCAGAAAUGAGUCCUCGAAUUAUUUCACAAAAAUCAAAGCAAGAUCAUACACCUAUGUUGUCUAAAAGAGGUCCGGCUCGAAUGAAAGAAAAAUCGCAUCCUUCUUCCAAGUCCGAGGUGCAACUUAAUGAUACUCCACAAGCUCAUGAAACUUCUUCUAAAUCCAAAACCUUGAAGGAUGUUGAAAUCCCUAUGGACCAAGGAGUUAAACGCGUCCGACUAGUCUCCAAGACAAGUGCUACGGCUCCUAAGGUGACCAACAAUACUUCCAAAAGAAGGGAGCCUUCGAGUCCAUUGGACAAGGGCGCCAAAGAAACAUCAAGUCUCGCACCACCUUGCAACAAAAAGUCUCGCCCUUCCUCUCUUCCUAUCGAUGUUGGAAAUACCAUCGCAUCCUCUAGUUCGACGGAGAGUAACACAAGUGGAGAUCGACAUUGGAAUCGUUUAGAAAGGAAAUCGAAGGAGUCCGACGAUCACCAUAAUGAAUUCGCUGAUUUGGACGCUAUUAGCAUUGGAUCUGAUAUCCAUCUGGAUGGGGAUCCAAACUCAAUGAUGGGCUUGGAAGAAGUAGCAGAACAAUUGGGUUUCCAGAAACUAGACGCGCUGAAUGCGGCUGAAGUUGUCGUUGAUCAGAUUACACAUCCGAAGACCUUCAGACCUUCCUCACAGCCAUUGCAAUCUAGCGUGUUGAGCUUUGAUCCACAAGGGACUAUUUUCCGCUUCAAAUCAACCUUCGUCUCUGAGAUAUGGGGUGCAUUGUGCGGAUGGAUUACACAAUUUUCUUUAGGUUCCUUAGACAACUUUAUGGUGUUGGAGGCAAGUAUUGCUUCGACUCUUGAGGAACUUAGGAAAAUCAAUAUUAUCGAUGUUUCUGCUUUGGAGGGUCUUGUCGAGAACUUCUUCAAGGCGUAUGCAGAGUAUGACUCUUUGAAAUCGUCGAAGAUGACUAAAUAAUUACACCAAGAAUCACUUUCAGAUGCACAACGACGCCUCGAUGAUGCUAAACAAGAACAUGGAAAGCUAGAUGGGUCCAUGAAGGAGCUUCAAGCAAAUCUUGCGAAUGUGGAGAAAGACUUAGCAGCCUUGAACUCUAGGAAGGAGAAAAUUAUCGCAUUCCUUGACAAACACCAAGAGGAGCUGUCCAAAAAUCAAGAGAAAAUCACCAUUACAGAGGGCGAGAUUCAUACUAUUAAAGCUAAUCAUGUGUUGUCUGAUGAAGAAGCAGAGAGACUAUCUAAACUUGAAGAGGCGGUUGAGAAGAGUCGUCAACAAAUCCUAUGCUUCAAGCCUUUUCCGUGACUUAGAUUCUUGCUUAGGAUUUUUACUUUUUAAUUGCUUAUUAUGAUGUAGUGACAUUUCCUUCUUGAAGCAAUAAA
Lycium barbarum (goji berry) is the source of this 1684-nucleotide messenger RNA. RefSeq lists its product as uncharacterized. The coding region runs from base 138 to 1262 and encodes 374 amino acids. The record is from RefSeq and is a predicted model, not a curated record. Lineage: Eukaryota; Viridiplantae; Streptophyta; Magnoliopsida; Solanales; Solanaceae. The transcript has 2 exons.